Cutaneotrichosporon cavernicola is the source of this 1521-nucleotide messenger RNA. RefSeq lists its product as uncharacterized. The coding region runs from base 1 to 1521 and encodes 506 amino acids. Gene Ontology annotation, biological process: protein phosphorylation; regulation of glucose metabolic process. NCBI's taxonomy places the organism in Eukaryota, Fungi, Basidiomycota, Tremellomycetes, Trichosporonales, Trichosporonaceae. Gene Ontology annotation, molecular function: pyruvate dehydrogenase (acetyl-transferring) kinase activity. The transcript has 10 exons. Gene Ontology annotation, cellular component: mitochondrion. The record is from RefSeq and is a predicted model, not a curated record.
AUGUCCAAGUUCAAGAUUACCCCCCAGCUGUGGGACAAGAUCCACCACUUUGCCAGCUUCCCGCCCACGGGUGUGUCGCUGCAGCAAAUGAUCCUCUUUGGCGAACGCCCGAGCCAAGGAACGCUCAUCAAGGCCGCCCAGUUCCUCGGUGAGGAGCUACCGAUCCGACUCUCGCAUCGUGUCGUUGAGCUAGAGUCGCUCCCAGAUGGCCUGUCCAAGAUGCCGAGCAUCAACCGCGUCAAGGAAUGGUACGCUGAGAGCUUUGAGGAACUCAUAAGCUUCCCUAAGCCCAAGCUGCCGGCGAACAUUGAGGAGAUUCUGCGCAUGCCGCCUACUCAUCCGAUUGCCUUUCCCAGGGCGAUCCCCAAUCCAUCGCUGGACCCCGUUCUCAAUGAAGGGCCAACGGGCUCGCGCAUCCUGUACUCGGACCGCCCACGCCAACAUCAGCAUGUGAUCGGCAAGGGCGGAGUGAGGAUGAGGAUCCCUAUCGACCGCAUGUACUUCUCUCCGCCGCCCGUCAAUACGGUCUAUCCUCCCGAGGUGCACGAGUAUAACGAGAAGUUUACUCAGCUGCUCCAGAAGAUCAAGCACCGUCACGACCCGACUGUCACAAGUGUUGCGCAGGGCGUUCUCGAGUGGAAGCGAUCACAGAAGCACGGCCGCAUUGGACAAAACAUCCAGGAGUGGCUGGACCGGUUCUACCUCUCGCGCAUUGGUAUCCGCGCACUAAUCGGACAGCACGUCGCCCUGAAUACCCUCAAGCCGCAUCCAGACUAUGUCGGCAUCAUCUGCACCAAUGCCAACGUGCACGACAUCUGCCACGAGGCCAUUGAGAAUGCGCGCUUUGUCUGUGAAGAGCACUACGGUCUCUUCAAGGGACCGCCCAUCCAGCUCCUCUGCCCGCGCGACCUUACAUUCCCUUACAUCCCUGGUCAUCUUUCGCACAUCUGCUUUGAGCUCCUCAAGAACUCGUUACGCGCAGUCGUGGAGCGGUACGGCGUCGACAACGAGGACCAGUUCCCGCCUGUCAAGGUCAUCGUCGUUGAGGGCUCCGAGGACAUCACCAUCAAGCUCUCGGACGAGGGUGGCGGCAUCCCGCGCUCAGCACUCCCCAUGAUCUGGACCUACCUGUACACUACGAUGAGUGACGAGGGCCUCGAGAGUACAAUUCAGGAGUCAGACUUCAAGGCUCCGAUGGCUGGCUUUGGUUAUGGUCUACCACUCUCGCGCCUCUACGCUCGCUACUUCGGUGGCGACCUUCGCCUUAUCUCGAUGGACGGAUACGGCACCGAUGUGUACAUUUCCCUCAACAAGUUGUCCUCCAGCCAGGAGCCUCUCCCCACGAUCAUCGAUCCCAACUGGCUCCAAUCUGCCGGAAAGGCUGGACUCGCACCCGACGAGGGUUGGGGUUCACCAGAAGAAUACCUGGCGACCGAUGAGCAGAGGGCCGCCCUAGAACGGAAGCAAGAGCUAGCCCACAUCCAGCAGACCGAGGCCGUCGAGCGAGCCAUGGCUCCCUGA